Messenger RNA from Hyaloscypha bicolor E, 186 nucleotides. RefSeq names its product cytochrome-c oxidase, subunit VIIa. Gene Ontology annotation, biological process: mitochondrial electron transport, cytochrome c to oxygen. Bases 1 to 186 code for a protein of 61 amino acids. The record is from RefSeq and is a predicted model, not a curated record. NCBI's taxonomy places the organism in Eukaryota, Fungi, Ascomycota, Leotiomycetes, Helotiales, Hyaloscyphaceae. The transcript is spliced from 4 exons.
AUGGCAAUCAGACCAAUUACUGGAAUGCUCCGACGGGGCCUCGUCCUUGACCUCAGCGUUGCCGGCGGCCUCGGAAUGUCAUUCGGAUACCUCUUCUGGUACGGAUACCACGUACCCGCAGUCAACAAACGGGAUCGAUACUACAGCAAAUUGGAGGACCAGAGAGCGGCAAACGCGGCAGCAUAG